AGAAGCCAGACAUCACUUCCUUCAUCCACAAGCCCGCCGAGCACCUGCGUGAAAUCCUUGGGCUCCUGACGCAGGUGUACACUACGUCAGCAGGUCACCCCCGACAACGCUCACCUGGACGCCGUGCUUGACCGCCUUAAGUCAUGCUACCGAGGCGUCACCAGUCAGCAGAACAUCAUGGAGCCAUCGCCCCCUGCUCCCCUGCCACCCCCGACCGCUCUUCAGACGCCCCCGCUCACCACCACAUCCAGGCCCGCCGCCCCCUCCGCCCUCCGCUCAUCUCCGUUGCGGACAUUGAACAGCGGCUCGUGUUCACCAAGUUCACGCAGCCUUUCCGCCUCAACGAUGGCAAGAGGCAAUGGGUGUUUGGUGGGGAGCUGUACAAGUUUGAGGGGCGUCAUCUGAAGCAGUACUGGGCGAUGCUCUUCACUGACUUGCUUCUCUUCACCAAGAUCAACAGAGACCGUGUUAUUUUUGUGAUGGAAGACCCUGUCCCCCUUGCUUCAGUGUGCCAGGCGAUUUUCAACGUGAAGAAGAAAGCUACCGAGUUCCGCCUCAUAGUGGACAUUGGAGUGAGAGUGCCGGGGUCCGAAGCGGGGUAUCUCAACUCUCCCUCCACCACUCGCCGCCGCCGGGGCUCCACCACCUCCACCUCCUCCUCGGGGCGCGCCAACAAGAGGACGUUGGUCAUCCGCGCCCCCACCAUUGACCUCAAGGCGACCUGGAACAACCUCAUCAACCGCCAGCUGUACGAAUGUCAGCUGGGUGCCUCCUCCCCUCUCUCUGACUACGGGACCAGUCUGGCUCGAGCCGCCUCCACGGACGGGGUCCCUGCUAUCUCUCCGGCCUCUAGUCGGUUCAGCAGCUCCGUCGGGGACCUGCGUCGCGGCGGCGGCCAGGAAGAGGGCGUGCUGGUGGUGGACCUCGGGCAGGGGCGGGCCAGAGGGCCGCCCGCCGCCUCGUCCUCGUCUACAUCGUGCUUCAAGUCUCGUAAACUUCAGAUCCGUCAAGGGGAGGUGGAGGAAGAAUUGGAGUUGGCCGACGAGGAUGAUGAGUACUCCGCUCCUCUUCGCCCCUCCAGUGCGCCCGUCUCGCCCCCCAUCUCGGCCCCUGUCUCGGCUCCCGUCUCUCCACCGACCACCGCCCCGCGUGUGAAGCUCACUCCUGCUACUCCACCUGAGUUUCAGUUUGUAGUGGAACAUGACGACCCCCGGACUGCCCCGCGGAGCAUCAAACCGUCGAAGGCGGCCAAGGUGAAACGCGGCAAGGGUGGCGGAGGACGAACUGGCGGCGGUGGCCGAAGUGGAGGCGGCGGCAGGAAACGAGGCUCCCGGCCAGGCAGGAGCGGCGGCGGCGGGAUUGUCACCGGCCCCGUGGAGGAGGUGAUUUUGAACCUGGACAGCGAGCAGCCGACAGCCGCUGCGCCCCUGGUGAGAGGGGCGAGCGGCGACAACAGUGCCUUAGCCAACCACCAUCCUGAGGACGCCGAGGUGUUUGAGGACGAGGAGAACGAGGAGCAGUACGAUGACGAGGACGAUGAGGAUGAUGGCAUUGUGAUCGAGGACGACAAGACUGGCCUCAAGAGCCGCCUGGCCCCCAAGAAGACGCUCGGCGGCAAGGUGAAGGACAAGCUGUUCCCCAACAGACACCUGCCCAAGGUGAAGAAGAUGGACCGCGCCAAGAAGGUGGAGAAGUACGUGGACUCCCUAGUGGUGGAGGACCUGAACCACCGGGGCCGCGUGACCCCUGUGCUGCCUGGCGAGGACCGCCUCACACAUGAGGACUUCACGCGCACCAGAAAUCGCAUCUUGCAGACGCGGCCCAAGAAUUUCCACGAGGGCGCCGAGGAAAUCAUCACUCUGGAGUCACCGCCUCCCCCACGUCGCACGGAGGUGGACCUGAGGGCCGAGCAGGGCGCCAGGAGGAGCGAGAUGAGGCUUGAGGGCAUCGAUGACGUGCCGCAGCGGCCCCCGGUGCUGGCCCAGGACAGCUUCACCGCGCCCGCCACCGUGCUGUCGCCGGAGGAUUACGAGGACUACAUUGGAGAGCCCGUGGAGAAAGACUACCCGGAGCUGGCGGGCCCCGUCGAGCCGCCCAGACCCGCCACGCCUGUUUCCCCCCCACCUUCCCUACCGCCCCAAGACUCAUUUGAUUACGCCCCUCAAGAACCUGUCGCCCCAGAGCCCGAGGAAAUCCCGCAAUACUACAGCGAGGAACCCCCGCCCGCCCCCGAGCCCGCCCCGCUGGCCGUGGAGGAGACCACGCCCUCAGGUCCUCUCUCAGGAUCAGCCUCGAUGAACUUCAUGGACGACCACAGCCCCACCAACGGUAACGGUGACUUCUACCGCCGCUGCGUAGCAAGAUGUCCCCGCCAGCCCCCCAGACCCGCCUGCGGUAGUUUUAGCCUAGCCUCCUCCAGUAGCCCCGUCACCACCCCCAGCGGCUGUAGUAGAGGGUUGCCGCGUAGUCCCCCAAUCCACCUCCUGAACAAUAACGAAAGCAUUAAUAGUUUCGCUAGCCACUUUAGGACUAGUUGCGUGGCGAGUAGUGACCUUGUGAGUGGCGGUGAGAAGCGGCCAAAGAGGACCGUGAGUGUGAGUAGCUCCUCCGCCAACGACUCCUCCAGGAACAACAGUACAAGUGCUUCUGAACACAGUAGUAUGUCUAUAAGUAGUGCGUCGAGUAGUGUGUCGAAUGUUAACAAAAACAGAACCAAGCUCUUUCUGCCGACGAGUACAACGAGUUUGCCAGAGAUCUCAGUAGAGCCCCCCACCCCCCAGGCGCCCAAGCCCAAGGACGUCAUUGAUCGCGAGAACAAGAUCAAGUACGACCUGCUGGUGCCGGGUUACCGCAGUAUGUUCCUCACCGUGCCCGGCGUGGACGACGACUGUAGCGAUAGAUUCCUCCCUAAGUAUUCCCUUGACAGCGACGAUGACGAUGACAGUAGUAGUGAGGAAGACGAUGACGUUGUUCAUAAACCAAAGGUUUUGGGCUCCCUCACAGGUCUGGCGGAGGGCCGCGGCCUGAAGCGGUACGGCAGCAGCUGCGACAUCGCCAAGCUAGCAAAGGGCUUCCCUGAGGAGGAAGCGUACCAACAGUACACCCAGAACGACUACUGCGAUGACGACUACAACGGGAACUUCAACGCCAACCACCGCAUGUCUAAGGUUGGCGGCACGGGGUCCGGCCCCUUCGUGGCAGGUAAGCUGGCCAUGUUCGAGAAGGUGGUGGAGGAGGAGCACCAGAAGUUCAUUGAGGGCCAGGAGGUGAGGAAGAGAAUCUUCCGCGCGCCAAGGAAGAGCGGCGAGUACAUCGAGAAGUUCUACAGCCCACAGGUCAUCAGCAGCGUCGACGCGCGUGCCAUCGACAGGAACCAGAGUCCUCCCUACGAGGACGAGUACGACAACCUGGACCACUCCAGACCCUGCACGCCCCGGGAUGUGGAGACGCCCUACGGGGGCCACACCAGCCCGCGCCGCACCUCCACCUCCAACUACACGUACCGCUCCUCAGACUCCAGCAACGUGUACACCAGCAAGCCCUCCUCCCCUCUGCCGCGCGCCACCUCUCCGCCCACCAAGCCCAUCUCACCCCCUCUGACAAGCAGACUCUCUUCCCCCAGAGCCAGAUCCCCCUCCCCCGUGGCCAAGUCCCCCUCUCCCGUGGCCAGGUCUCCCUCCCCAUCAGGCAGGUCUUCCUCCCCAUCAGCCAGGGCCCCAUCCGCAGCGGCCAGCAGCAACUACCACGAUGACUAUGACUUGUACCCAGAGAGGCCAAUGUCGCCCACCUCCACCUUGUACAAAGCUGAGACGCGCCAGGUGACGCCCGCUCACGGCGGCAUCAGGUUAGGCUCCGGCAGCGAGCCCAGGACUAGCCCAGACGCCGGCAGGCAGCGACUCGGCUACCAGGAGAGUCUGGAGCAGCGCACUGACGAGGUGCUGGAGAUGUUGGAUAUGAGUUACCUGGACGAGGCGCCUGCACCCUCACGCCACUCACGCUCCUCUGCCUCGCCUCCUCCUGCAGCACGUGGUCGGGAGGAGGUGACCAGGAGCAGCGCGUCGAGGUCACCGCCACCUGACCUCUCCUUUGACCAACUGGAUGACGUGUUCGAUAUUGAGGAGGAGGACGUCAUGGGCUCCACUACAUCACUUGGGCAGAAAAAGCGCUCCGCCCCCCGCCCGCCCACGCCUCCACACGGGGCUGCCGCGUCGCCCCCAGCCGAGGGUAAACUAGGGGCGUUCUUCAAGGGGAAGCUGGGUAAGGACUCCUCUGCCCCCAAAGAGAAGAAGGAGAAGAAGAAAGACAAGAAAGAUAAAGGCAAGGACAAGGAAAAGAAGGAGAAGGUGAAGAAGGAGGAGAAAGGAGCAACGGGAGGCGCCGCAGGAGGGAAGAGGUUCCAGCUUUUUGGUGGCGCCAAGAAAGCAAGCGAGCCGCAGAGCCCAACUCAGGACAGCCCCCAAGCCUCCCCGAAGAAGGACAAGGGUGGAGGUAAACGCCGUCUCUUUGGCCGCGGCAAAGAAAACUUCCUGGGCCGCUCUCCCCAGGUGCAACAGACCUCCGACCCGCAGGUGGCACGCAUGACUGGUGGUUCCUUUGAUCAAGAGUCCAUCAGUUUUGAAGAUGAUGAGUACAUAUGAGCGAGGCGGAGGAGGAGAAACACUUGAAGAGAGAAGAAAAUAUGCUGUCGUUCAGGAGAAACUAAGAUAUAUAUGGAAGGAAGAGAGAAGGAAGGAAGGAAAGAAGGAAGAUACAAUGAAAUGCAGCCUGUAAUGAGAACUAGGGAAAAGAAAAGAAAGGGAAGAAAAUGAAGUUACGAAAGAUUGUUACGACAAAUUUCAGCCGUCAAGGAAGAGAGGAACUAGAGGAACCAGAAAAACAAACGAAGGAUGGACGAAGAAAAGGAGAAUUGAGAAGGAAGGAAGGAAAAGGAGACGCGGCUACUUUUUUGACGCGAAGAGGAAAACAAGCGAAGGAAAGGUGAAGGUAAAUGGAUGGUGAAGAAAAGGACGUAACAUAAACAAUUUAAGGUUAAUUGUUUGUUCCGCAGUGUGUGUGUGUGUGUGUGUGUGUGUGUGUGUGUGUGUGUGUUGUACGUUAUUGUGUUCAAGCGUCCUUCCUCCUUCACACACACACACACACACACACACACAGAGAGAGAGAGAGAACACAAACACAGCUUUACAUAAAAGGAAGGUGGAAUGUCAACAAGAGGAACAGAAAGAAUCAAAUCUUAUAAGCCUCCAUCAAAAGACGCUUAGAACCUACAAAUGAUCUGUUUAUGAUAUUGGAUCCCCCAUAGAGACCCCGCACCUCCGUGAUCUCUUUGUUGUCAAAAGUUUAGUGUGUGUGUGUGUGUGUGUGUGUGUGUGUGUGUGUGUGUGUGUGUGUGUGUGUGUGUGUUUUCUUUAACUGGCUUAAGGUGUUUCACUUAUUUGUGUACAUAACAUGAUUUUGGUGUUUAUCUUUAACCCUCUUAGCAGUCUUUACCUUCUUCCCAUGCGCCUCGUCCCCUUAGCAGGAGUAAGGGUGACGUGAGGUGACGCUUGAUCAACGGAACGAGGGAACUUAGUAUUUACGGCACUAAUAAACUUAAUGCCUGUAGUCACUCCUCCCACGACCCUGAACAUGUAAGGGUAAACAUGUAAGGGUGAUGCAGAUGUGACGGUUCUGUCUCGUAACCUGACACCGGCGGAUGAUGCUGUGACGAUUGGUGACUAUAACGCCAGUGGUAUUGAUGCUGUAGUGACGUAGGUGGUUCGUAAGGAGCAAGGCGGUGUGUGAUGACCUCCUCGCCAGACUCUCUUGUAAAGGUUGAUCUUCAUUAUUAUCAUACUUGUAAUCCCCUCAUUUCUCCCUCUUCCAUUUCCUCCCUCCCUCCUCCGCUCCCCGAUGGCUGCAGUGAGGCGCCGCAUUCAAGGAGCACUGCUUGCCUCGUAUAUGUUAAUUAACGCGAGUAUAUUAUUAUUAUUCUCUCGCCAGUUUCGUUGUGUAUUGAAGAUGAUUUUCUCAAUUAUCACGUCUUGUUCUUUGCAAUUUAAUUUCCCUGACAUUCCACACGGGGCCAGGUGUGUGAAGUGAAGGCAGUGCGGGGUGUGAUUCCAUGCGUGGUUGCAGAGUUACAUGCAUUAUUACUAUGUUGAAAGGAAGGGUUGCUGUGUUGAAGAAGACUGGUUCAUUCACAACCCAGUGCCGAGUGUCAUGCAGCGCGGCAAGGUCACUGCGGCGGUGCUGUGUAAUGCUACUGUGGUGCCUGCGCAGGAAAGGGAAGAAAAGUAGCGGUGCUCGUCCGUUUUAGCAGCCAUCAAAGAUUUACGGGUCAUCCGGCCAACUGACAUUUCCUGGCCGGCGCUUCCUUGCCCGGCACACGACGCGCUAAGCAGACCAGGAAUAGAAUGAGGCAGCGUGAUGGCUUGGCUUGGAAUGGUCGCUCGUGUGGACCUGUGAGGGAGAACACUUGAGGUGGGUGUAAUCAGGAAAACCCGUAAGAACAUAAGAAAUAAGGGAAGCUACAAGAAGCGAUCAGGCUUACACGUGGCAGUCCCUGUAUGCAAUAUACCUACCUAUUUCCACCUAUCAUCCCCAUCCAUAAACCUGUCUAAUCUUCUCUUAAAGCUCCAUAAUGUCUUAGAACUAACAACAACCGUCCGUUCCACUCAUCUACCGCUCUAUUUGAGAACCAAUUUCUUCCUCUCUCUUUCUUAAACCUAAAUUUUUCAAGCUUGAACCCGUUAUUUCUUGUUCUAUCCUGGUUGCUGAUCCUAUCGUAGCCAUCGUACACACACCACAAGGACGCUGAAACUCAACACUCCACACUGCCAGCCAUAACGAAAUGUGGAUGAAAACACACGCCUUGCAGUCAUUACCUUAUAUUAGAGUAAUUUUCAAGGGCGUAAUUGAACCAGUUAACAUUACUUAGUGCUAAAAACAACAACAGAUCAGCGAAUGAAUUACGUAGACUCCUUAACAGCGCAAUUUAACCCUAACACCAUUUCCUUGUCAACGAAAUUAAAGUCGCCGCAAUUACCUGAAUACUCUAAAUUUUUAAAAAAACCCUUACCUGGAAAAACAAACAAACACAAAUUGUACAUCGUGAAAGAACGCAGCGGAAUGACAGGACAAUUAUUCCCCUCGCUUUCACUUCACUCACCUGCCCCUUCCCUCUCUACUCACCUGCCCGUCCCCUGCACUGAGCGGCGCGUGCUUCCACUGAGGCUUAUGUGAAAUAUAAACCUUUAAGCAGGAAGAAAUAUAGGUUUUGUUGCCGUUUUUUGUUGAGUUUCUCUUUAUAACCCUUAGUUUAUCCCACCAACACUUUAAAAGUUAUAUGUAUUGUGUAUCAUUUUAUUUAUGUAUGCCCUCUGAUAUACGUGUUCCUUAUCCUCUCCCUCCCUCUCCCAGUCCCUCAUCACCUAUGGAUAAAAAUGUCCUUAUCUCAUCAACUUUCUUGUAUACAUCAACUUAUGUAUAAAAGUAUAUAUUAAAGGCCUCGUGAGCCUUAUACAUAUUAUACAUAGAUUUAACGAGGAUUUUUUUCCAAUCUAUUUAUUCAGGUUUUGUCGUAUUUGUAUGCUGUAAGUACAUAGGUGUAAGUUAACCUCAUGUAUAUAUGUAUGUCUCGUAUGACACGCCUCUGCCUUCCUGUUGCAUUGUUGAAGUUAAUACUAAUCAUACAUACACUUCUCGACCGAUCUGCCCGCGCCGUUUGGAUUUUUAUAUUGAGAUGUAUAGAUAUGGAAUUUUUGGGUGUCUCCUGAUCCUUCUCCCGGGACUGGGUGAAGCAUCGUUACUUGCGUUGAUAGGAGAAUGGUGCGCAUCUCUUGUAUGAUGUUCAUGUGUUUUUCGCUAUUGUUAUUGCUGCUUCUGCUGGUACUAUUACUAAUGCUGUUACUACUACUGUUACUACUACAACUACUACUACUACUACUACAAUCGUUGCUACUACUACUACUACUACCGUUGCUGCUGCUACUAUUACUACUACUAGCACUACUAAAACUACUACUACGUCUCUCUCUCUCUCUCUCUCUCUCUCUCUCUCUCUCUCUCUCUCUCUCUCUCUCUCUCUCUCUCUCUCUCUCUCUCUCUCGUGCUGGUUUUCCCAAGUCUACCCUCAAAAUAUAUAUAAUUGAGGGCGCGUUUUCCUUUAUAUUCUUACCAGUCCGGGUUUUAUAUCGAAAAAAAAAAAAAAAACGGACUGCGUGGUUUAGAUUUAUUACAACUUAUACCGCUGACUCAUCAACCUCCCCCGACACCCCCUUCCCUCUUCCUUCCCUUUCCCUUCAUCUCCCUUCUCCCUCCUUCCCCUACAUUUCAAAGGGACCAAUCUUGAAUUCUAUAUAAUCUGAGAAGCAAUAAACUUUGACCUUA
This is a messenger RNA of Scylla paramamosain (green mud crab), 8367 nucleotides long. RefSeq lists its product as uncharacterized. The coding region runs from base 144 to 4637 and encodes 1497 amino acids. The record is from RefSeq and is a predicted model, not a curated record. Gene Ontology annotation, cellular component: nucleus; plasma membrane. The transcript has 13 exons. NCBI's taxonomy places the organism in Eukaryota, Metazoa, Arthropoda, Malacostraca, Decapoda, Portunidae.